Molecule: messenger RNA, 2203 nt
Organism: Oncorhynchus keta (chum salmon)
Lineage: Eukaryota; Metazoa; Chordata; Actinopteri; Salmoniformes; Salmonidae
Exons: 4
Coding region: 12-1550 (512 amino acids)
Source: RefSeq, a predicted model, not a curated record
ACAACACAGCCAUGGAGACAGAGACUACAGGUACACACAACACAGCCAUGGAGACAGAGACUACAGGUAUACACAACACAGCCAUGGAGACAGAGACUACAGGUACACACAACACAGCCAUGGAGACAGAGACUACAGGUAUACACAACACAGCCAUGGAGACAGAGACUACAGGUAUACACAACACAGCCAUGGAGACAGAGACUACAGGUAUACACAACACAGCCAUGGAGACAGAGACUACAGGUAUACACAACACAGCCAUGGAGACAGAGACUACAGGUAUACACAACACAGCCAUGGAGACCGAGACUACAGGUACACACAACACAGCCAUGGAGACAGAGACUACAGGUAUACACAACACAGCCAUGGAGACCGAGACUACAGGUACACACAACACAGCCAUGGAGACAGAGACUACAGGUAUACACAACACAGCCAUGGAGACCGAGACUACAGGUACACACAACACAGCCAUGGAGACAGAGACUACAGGUAUACACAACACAGCCAUGGAGACCGAGACUACAGGUACACACAACACAGCCAUGGAGACAGAGACUACAGGUAUACACAACACAGCCAUGGAGACCGAGACUACAGGUACACACAACACAGCCAUGGAGACAGAGACUACAGGUAUACACAACACAGCCAUGGAGACCGAGACUACAGGUACACACAACACAGCCAUGGAGACAGAGACUACAGGUAUACACAACACAGCCAUGGAGACCGAGACUACAGGUACACACAACACAGCCAUGGAGACAGAGACUACAGGUAUACACAACACAGCCAUGGAGACCGAGACUACAGGUACACACAACACAGCCAUGGAGACAGAGACUACAGGUAUACACAACACAGCCAUGGAGACCGAGACUACAGGUACACACAACACAGCCAUGGAGACAGAGACUACAGGUAUACACAACACAGCCAUGGAGACCGAGACUACAGGUACACACAACACAGCCAUGGAGACAGAGACUACAGGUAUACACAACACAGCCAUGGAGACCGAGACUACAGGUACACACAACACAGCCAUGGAGACAGAGACUACAGGUAUACACAACACAGCCAUGGAGACCGAGACUACAGGUACACACAACACAGCCAUGGAGACCGAGACUACAGGUACACACAACACAGCCAUGGAGACAGAGACUACAGGUAUAGACAACACAGCCAUGGAGACCGAGACUACAGGUACACACAACACAGCCAUGGAGACCGAGACUACAGGUAUACACAACACAGCCAUGGAGACAGAGACUACAGGUACACACAACACAGCCAUGGAGACAGAGACUACAGGUAUAGACAACACAGCCAUGGAGACCGAGACUACAGGUACACACAACACAGCCAUGGAGACCGAGACUACAGGUACACACAACACAGCCAUGGAGACAGAGACUACAGGUACACACAAAACAGCCAUGGAGACAGAGACUACAGGUAUAGACACAACACAGCCAUGGAGACCGAGACUACAGGUACACACAACACAGCCAUGGAGACAGAGACUACAGGUAUAGACACAACACAGCCAUGGAGACCAAGACUACAGGUAUAGACACAACACAGCCAUGGAGACCGAGACUACAGGUAUAGACACAACACAGCCAUGGAGACAGAGACUACAGGUAUAGACACAACACAGCCAUGGAGACCGAGACUACAGGUAUACACAACACAGCCAUGGAGACAGAGACUACAGGUACACACAACACAGCCAUGGAGACAGAGACUACAGGUAUAGACAACACAGCCAUGGAGACCGAGACUACAGGUACACACAACACAGCCAUGGAGACCGAGACUACAGGUACACACAACACAGCCAUGGAGACCGAGACUACAGGUAUAGACACAACACAGCCAUGGAGACCGAGACUACAGGUAUAGACACAACACAGCCAUGGAGACAGAGACUACAGGUAUAGACACACCACAGCCAUGGAGACAGAGACUACAGGUACACACAACACAGCCAUGGAGACCGAGACUACAGGUAUAGACACAACACAGCCAUGGAGACCGAGACUACAGGUAUUGACACAACACAGCCAUGGAGACUGAGACUACAGGUAUAGACACAACACAGCCAUGGAGACCGAGACUACAGGUAUUGACACAACACAGCCAUGGAGACCGAGACUACAGGUAUUGACACAACACAGCCAUGGAG